Molecule: messenger RNA, 2531 nt
Organism: Lepisosteus oculatus (spotted gar)
Lineage: Eukaryota; Metazoa; Chordata; Actinopteri; Semionotiformes; Lepisosteidae
Gene: mus81
Product: MUS81 structure-specific endonuclease subunit
Biological process (GO): DNA catabolic process; mitotic intra-S DNA damage checkpoint signaling; double-strand break repair via break-induced replication
Cellular component (GO): Holliday junction resolvase complex; nucleus
Molecular function (GO): DNA binding; crossover junction DNA endonuclease activity; 3'-flap endonuclease activity
Source: RefSeq, a predicted model, not a curated record
AUGAACUCUAUGGUCGCUCGGCUGCAGCCGGAAGCGUUUGAAUAGCGGAGCGGUUUCGGGGAGCAAGAAAGGCUAGUGGUGCUGGUGUUGGUGGGGAGCUUUCAGGCUCGCUGGGGUAUCUCCGGGGCAAAGGGAGCCCUGCAGCUGCAGUCCGGAGCGCUGCCCGGCGUGACUGCCGGGCCGGCUCGGUGUCUCUGUCGUGUUUCUGUCUCGCCACGGCACAGCUGCAGCUCAGAGCGCCGUUUGUCCCCCCUCCCCGCUGUGGAGGUCCGGCAGGGUCCGGGGACCGGGGUUCGAGGAGCUGCAGUCUGACGGGGUCCAGGGUUCGAGGAGCUGCAGUCUGACGGGGUCCAGGGUUCGAAGAGCUGCAGUCUGACGGGGUCCAGGGUUCGAGGAGGCGAUGGCGUCAGGCCAGGUGCAGUUCGGCAGGAAGCGCGCUGUGCCGGGGUGCCCGAACCCGCUGUUCCUGCGCUGGCUGACAGAGCUGCGCGACUCUGCGGCGGAGAAGGGGCAGCGCACGCAGUUCACCUACCAGAAGGCCAUCGGCUCCCUGAGGAAGUACCCCCUCCCUCUGAGGAACGGCAGGGAGGCCAAGAUCCUGCAGCACUUCGGAGACGGGAUCUGCCGGAUCCUGGACGAGCGCCUGGAGCAGUACUACUCCGAGCACGGUCCGGACGCCCCCAUCCACUCUCUCCCGGAGGAUGACGCGCCCCCCCCGCGACGCAACAGGAGCGCAGAGCCCCCCCCGGAGCGCCCCCAGGCGUCUCCCAGGAAGCGGAGGCAGCCAGCGGGUGGAGGGGGGAGGAGGGCCAGGGAGUACGUCCCGCAGAAGGGCUCUGGAGGAUACGCAGUGCUGGUGGCUCUGUACCGGCACAGCCAGGCUGCAGGCAGCUGCGGUUUCCUGCUGAAGUCGGAGCUGCAGAGGGAGGCCCAGCCUUUGUGUGACAAGUCCUUCACUCUGCCGGAACCAGGCAGCAAGUACACAGCCUGGUCAUCGGUCAGCACACUGAUCCAGAAAGACCUGCUGCUCAAGACACACUCUCCAGCCAGGUACUCCCUGACUGAGAAGGGCAGGGAGCUGGCAGAGAGGCUGGAGAAGCGGGGAUCCCCCCUGAAAGAUGGGGCGCAGGGGUCCCAGACAGUGGACCUGACGGAGGAGGAAGAGGAGGAGGGCGAGGAAGAGCCGCAGCCGGGGGAGACACGAACUGAGUGCAGUGAGGAGGAGCCUGCGGUUGCCCUGCCGGCCCGGACAGGGGCAGAGGAUCCUGGGCUCUCCGGCGCAGGAAACAGCCAGGCCUCGGGGAGCUCGAAGGCCUCGUGGGGUGGGAGCAGUGACCCCACGCCGGAGGUCACACUGCUGCCCGGGACCUUCGAGAUCCUGCUGUGUGUGGACUUCAUCGAGACCACGGGCGGCUCCAGCGCCCGGAAGCAGGAGUUGGUGUUGGAGCUGCGCAGGAACGGGGUGCAGUUUGAUGUCCGGAAGCUCCACGUGGGCGACUUCCUGUGGGUGGCCAGGCAGAGGGUGGACUUUGUGCCAGCUGCGCGCCCCCCCAGCACGAGAGCUGGUGCUGGAUUACAUCGUGGAGCGGAAGAGAAUGGACGACUUGUGUGGGAGCAUCAUCGACGGCCGCUUCCGGGAGCAGAAGUUCCGGCUCAAGCGCUGUGGGCUGAGGAAGCCGAUAUACCUGGUGGAGAAUUAUCGAUCUGCAACUCACCUGAGCCUCCCAGAGAGCACUCUGAGCCAGGCCAUCGUCAACACACAGGUUGUGGAUGGGUUUUUCGUCAAGCGCACGCAGGAUGUCCGAGAGUCUGCUGCCUACCUCACGGUCAUGACCCGGUUCUUGCAGAGGAUCUACGCGAACCGCACCCUGCAGAGUCGCUCCGGGGACGAGGACUGGGGUGUCCUGCCCCCACAGCCCCCCCCCUCGCCGACACCCCCCUGCUCUCUUCUCACCUUCACCGACUUCAACCAGGGAGCUGUGAAGAACAAGGCUCAGACGGUGAAGGAAGUCUUUGCUCGACAGCUAAUGCAGAUCAGUGGCAUCUCUGGAGACAAGGCUGCAGCAGUUCUCGAGCAGUACAGCACUGUGAGCAGUCUGCUGCAGGCCUACGACAGCUGCACCACCGAGCAGGAGAGGGAGAGACUGCUGUCCUCCGUCCGAUACGGCAAACUGCACAGGAAUCUGGGCCCCGUGCUGAGCCGCACAGUGUGCCAGCUGUACUGCACGCCCGGGCCCCUGCCCUAGAGGGGCUGGAGGUCCCCGGGGAGAGAUGGACACUCGGCACCGCCAGGAGGCCUGGGCAGGGGGGUGGGCGCUCCUCUGCCCCCCGUCCCGCCAGCCGGAGGCAGGAGGGCAGCUCAGGAGCCACAGCCAUGGCUCUGCCAGCGGAGGAGGAGGAGGAGGAGGAGGGAGGGGCGACCUCCGCCCUCUGACCCCCCCACCCGUAGGAACUGUAGGACAGAAUCAUGGGGUCUCUUCUGGACAGUUUUGUGCUUCCUGUGCCGGAAAGAAUAAAGAUGUUUCCUGUCA